Messenger RNA from Ylistrum balloti, 984 nucleotides. Its product is annotated as transmembrane protein 101-like. Lineage: Eukaryota; Metazoa; Mollusca; Bivalvia; Pectinida; Pectinidae. Bases 1 to 759 code for a protein of 252 amino acids. The record is from RefSeq and is a predicted model, not a curated record. The transcript is spliced from 3 exons. Gene Ontology annotation, biological process: positive regulation of canonical NF-kappaB signal transduction.
AUGGCCGCCCCCUGGUGGAAAUCGUUGCCGGAGUUUCUCUUAGCCAGAUUCCCCUUCAUAAAUGCAUUAUCACUUCUCAUGCUUCUCGCGGAGCGGGCACAGCACGAAACUCAGCCUCCCAUGCAUCCAAAUCUGAUAUAUGCCAACAUUGGGGUGUUCCUGAUGUGUGGGUUCUUGAUGUCAGGAAAGGUGAUGAGGAAGGAAUUGUCACUAGUUUGUGCUGGACAAAUGUUUUUCUUCGCCUUCAAUAUGUACACCAACACAAAUCUUCACUACUCACAGUGGCAAAGGAUACGUAUGGGAGUACGACAUAUAGGAUGUGCAGGAAUGUUCAUUUUGUACUCGCAUCUACAAGACAGGAAGUGGACAACCCAUCUCCGUCGCAUAGGGGAGAUAACUGUUGGUUUAUAUCUUCUUGGGAUCACCUACGUCCUGAACAAUAGUGCAGAAGACAAGCGUGCCUUCUUGUCUCAUGUUGUUGGGGGCGAUUGGAGUAGAUACUUUUAUACACUCAUCAUUGCUUGUGCAGCUUUAAGUUUUUUUUCAGGAUAUUUCCUUAGGGAUAUGUCUAUCUCCGUGAUUAUUCUGCUGACACUGGCUACUGUUUUUGUGGACUGUGACUUAACAUUCUGGGUAGACAGACGUGGAAUGCAUUACUGGAAUCAAAUCAGAAUUGUGUUAGAUGACAUUUGUUUAAUUUUGGGUUUUUCAAUGUUGACAGUAAGAUUUGAUAACAUAGUGAAAACGAACACGGAUUAAUAUUAAAUUAUCUUAAAAGCAUGCCAUUUCAUAUUAUGAUAUAUAUACAUUGAAAACGAUAUAUGAAACAUUCAUCAUCUUUUCAUUAUUUUUUUUUCAAAUUAAGUGAGAUAAUAUUUUACAAGUUAUCAAAGUGUGAAAGUCAUGAUAUUUAACCAUGGUGCUGUUCAUGGGAAUUUUAAAAUGUAUUGAAUAUUGUAAUAAAUAUAUGUUACUGUUGAUAUA